AUGGCCCGGGACAUAUGCCCGGAAAUAUUCAACGACUACGACAGAUUGUAUGAUACAGCCAGGAGGACGAUAGAGUCCGACCGAGAAGAGAUCGAAGAGAUCGACGGGAAAUUGACCCGGCUGAACAACUACGCUGAUCGCAUAGAACGCGAUCUGGAUGAUGCACGCGCCCGAAUUAAAGAAUUGGAGGAGUCACAAGAUGACACCCAUCGACACAACCGUCGAAAGACGCGUCUGUCACUGUCCCCAGGUCGGCCGGCCUCCGACACGAACAGCUCGCAGAGGGAAUCAUCUAUGGGUAUGGCAUCACAGCCACGAUCGAGCCUGUCGGUAGCCAGCGGGCUCAAGGCCGAAUAUUACGACCUCAACUCAGAUUAUGGGGAGUCUGACGCAUCGGAUGCAAAGGAACCCCCGCGUUAUGCAAACGCAGCACCUAGCAUGACGGCCGACCAAGUCGGUGGACAAACACCAGCGACUGAAUUCCCCCCGCUGCCUCAAGCGGGACCUUCCAACUAUUCCCGGACCGCAGCCACCCACAGUUUAGUGGGAAGAAUCAACACAGGCACAGCCCCGCGAGGAAACGAGCAGAUUAUGCUCCCCGAGAACUCGGCAGCAUGGGCCGAGAUGGUACAAGCCGCUCAAAUCCCAGACAACUGGGAGGCAUACAACAGUUGCCGAUCGGUAGUCAACAUAGCAAAUCAGCUAGCGAGUGACAAGAAGCCCAUGAGGGGUUUCAUGAGAGCCGCGUUGCGGACAUGGCGGGCACCCGACUGGGUGAAACAAACAAGGAACAUACGCCCGCUACCAAGAAUUACAGUAGCAAACGUCAUGACCUCCUCAUCUAGCGGCACAACAGCCGCGCCUCACGUCGGGGCAAUAGUGAACGAUCCAUCCACCGCCUCAUCGUUGAGGGUAGGACCGCCGGUUCGCGUAGAAGCGAGACCCACCACGGGGUACCAAGCCCCAAGUAUGGAUGCACCACCAGAAGCGUGGUGCGCAUACGAUUAUUAUUUUAGGCAUGUGAAGGCCAUGUCCGCCGGGUUGGGAGACAACCCACUCGACGUAAGGACACGACGUGGGCAUCGUCUAAUACGACGAACUGGACCCUCGCCAGCUGCUGGUGAUCCCGCGUUAGAACGAAACCGUUCGGUGUACGCGGAACGUGCCACCACACUGCUGGCCAUGCCUGGGAGGUACCAGGCGGUCAUAAACCGAUUGGGAUUGACCAUCCCGUCUGUAUACCAGCCCGCACAUUAUAGCGGGCCCCUCGACAACUUAUCUGUCGAGGAUGUAGCGGCACACAUGGCCGCGUGCGGAGUCAGUAUCGAAAUGGCGAACGACGCCUGGCUGUUUGCACGACAAUGGCUGCUCGAUCCAAGGAACGAGAACCGGCCAAACACCUAUCCAACCCGCCAGCAGGUACUGGCCCUUCCCCCUUCGCAGUAUCCCCCCAGCGCGCCCAAUGCGCCACUACUACUGAUGAACCCUCAGUAUUACUUCCCGGCAGGGUGCCCUCCCGAGCCCACUGAGGUUCGAUCCAAACGGCCGCGUCACACCGCAGCCAUGCCCCGCGGGGGGUACAACACUAACGCUGCCAUAUUAAGGCAGCUACAUGCAGUCGCAACCACAUUAGGUCACACAACAGUGGCCGUUGGCGACCCCCUACCGCCCUCCUCCACGCCCUCGUCACUCCCAGAUUCCAUGGUGGAUCGACUGGGGCCACCAUCCCUGACAUCGUCCCUCCCAUUCGAAUGGGAUGAUGAUGUCGUCGAGGCAGACACUCGUACCCCCCAUACCGUCUCAUUGGGAGGUACCGUGGUGCCUCCCGCCUAUUUACAUUCCGCGACAUCUCGGAACCAAUCCGGCACUGCAGCCGUGUCGUCAUCAUCGACUUCAACAUCCGGGUCCAAUCACCCGCUAUCCCAUACCUCUACCUCACUUCCGCCAGCGAAUCCAUCUUCAUACAUCCCCGAGGACAUUGCCAUGUCCCCCAUCAUUGAGAAUGAGUUCGGCGUGUCCACGCCCUCUCCAUAA
Pleurotus ostreatus (oyster mushroom) is the source of this 2034-nucleotide messenger RNA. RefSeq lists its product as uncharacterized. The record is from RefSeq and is a predicted model, not a curated record. NCBI's taxonomy places the organism in Eukaryota, Fungi, Basidiomycota, Agaricomycetes, Agaricales, Pleurotaceae. The coding region runs from base 1 to 2034 and encodes 677 amino acids. The transcript has a single exon.